Messenger RNA from Amborella trichopoda, 3162 nucleotides. NCBI's taxonomy places the organism in Eukaryota, Viridiplantae, Streptophyta, Magnoliopsida, Amborellales, Amborellaceae. The record is from RefSeq and is a predicted model, not a curated record.
UGUAGUUCCAAGACCAUGCGGUCUCUAUCCGGAAAUCACUCCACGGUUUCAAGCUCCUCCUCGCCAGUGGUUUCAGUUGCCUCGUUAUCCCUACCUCCCUCCCUCCCUCCCUCACUCGCAGUACAUACAUACUACACUUCUCUCUCUCUCUCUCUUCACUUUUCUCUCUCUCUCUCUCCUCUCUCUCUCUUACACGCACAAGGCAUACCUUCUUUUUCUCUCUCUUGCAUUUCGCACUCCGCCGUCUCCACUUCUCACAUUCUGUAACUUUAUCAACUUCACCAUUUCAUGGAGGUUACCUUCCUCUCCAGACCCCCAUUGCUCCCAUUCUCUCCUUCUUCUUCUUCUUCUUUGAAAUACUUGUCUUUCUCCUCCUUUCAAACCCCCUUCAGAGUGGAUCUCCUGGGCUUGGCCCACUCUCUCAGACCUCCUGCUCUCCGCUCUCGCAAAAAGUUCAGGCCAUUAGGUUUAAGGUUUCGGACUCAUCGCUCUCAUGGCCUCAUCUGUCGAGCUGCUUUAAUGGAGACCUCUGCUCUUAUCGCAAUUGCAAUUGCUGUCGUUGCUGCCAUCCGCUUUUACUUAAAUUACAUAAAUCAAAGGCAUAAGAAGCCUUCGAAGGUCAUUACUGAGACUACAAUGGAGGCUCCAGAAAAUCUCCAAACUGAGCACUCAAUACCAAAAGUAAACUUUAUUGAGUAUGAUGAAUGCACUAAGGAAAUGGCUGUCACUGCAGCAGCUGCUUCUGAUGUUAGCACAGUCGUUGCUUCUAAUUUUAAGGGAUUUCACUCUCCUGAUCUUCGAAGAAUUCAAAACACAGGGGGUAUACAAGAGAUGGUUAAAAUAAAGGAAAUACAAAAACCCAAUUUUCAUUCUGCGGGAUCAAGUGCUAGGAACCCUUCUUAUGCCAAAGCAGCUGAAGUCAUGAGCUUGGAUCUUAUGCCAAAGAAAUUUGGUGAAAAGGGUUAUUGUGACUUGGAUAGUUCAAGAUUUAUCUGCGCAAAAAGGCAAUUGGAUGAAGAAUCUCAAGGGGAAGCUCAUGUUAACCCCAUGGUAUCCAUGGCCCUGGAAGCAUCACAUUUUAAGGGCUCCUUUGAUAACUUAAAGGGUACACAUGCAGCUGUAGUGGUCCAUCUUAAUCAUGAACAUAGAUAUGGAACAAAUAGAACCUUUGGCACUCUAGUCUCUGGUGAAAAUGGGGAAUGUAAAGGGCUGGCUGUGGAGCCUAAAGCAAUCGCUAGAAGUCAGUAUGGUGUGUCUUUUUCAAUAAGCUCUCAAACUCCUGGCACUAUUUAUUCCCACAUGGACAAAAAUAACAAGGAGUGUCUGUCAUUUAAGAGGCCUCAUAACCACAACAAACUGGGACAUGCUGCGAAGGUUAUGAAUAACAAUGCAAUAAGUUCUCAAACUCCUGGCACUACUAAUUCCCACAUGGACAACAAUAAAAAGGAGUGUCUGUCAUUUAAGAGGCCUCAUAACCACAACAAACUGGGACAUGCCGUGAAGGUUAUGAAUAACAAACUUGUUUUCGCCCAUUUCAACUCAUGCCAAUUUUCAGAAAUUUUGGAAGGAAGAGUUCUCUCUCCAUAUGAUAAACAAGGGUCUGUAAAAGCAAGAAAGAAACGAAACAAUGGAAUUGGGUUCACAGUUGACAAGGAAGAAAAUUCUGUUCAGAAUGAUGUUGGGAGUUUCCCACCGAGCCGUCUACCCAACGAGACUGAGAAGGAAAAGGAUGACCUAUCCGAGUACCUCAGGAUGUAUAAUCGCUGGUUAAAACAUGGGAGAUUGAAUGAUUGCAUACAAUUGCUAGAAAGCAUGGACGAGAAGGCAUUGUUAGAUAUGGAUAAGAUUUACCACACACGAUUUUUGAACAUGUGUAAAACACAAAAGGCUGUGGAUGAGGCAUUUCGUUUUGUCCAGCUGGUUAGGAAGCCAUCCUUGAGUACAUUCAACAUGCUUUUGUCUGUGUAUGCAAGUUCUCAUGAUUCAGAAGGAGCAUUUCGUGUCCUCGCGCUAGUCAAGGAGGCAGGAUUAAAAGCUGAUUGCAAAUUAUACACGACGCUAAUUUCAACUUGUGCAAAAAGUGGAAAGGUUGACGGAAUGUUUGAAGUGUUUCAUGAAAUGGUCAACACUGGAGUUGAGCCAAAUGUCCAUACGUAUGGGGCGUUGAUUGAUGGUUGUGCUAGGGCUGGACAGAUUGCCAAGGCAUUUGGGGCCUAUGGGAUUAUGAGAUCCAAGAAUGUGAAGCCCGAUCGAGUUGUGUUCAAUGCACUUAUCAAUGCAUGCGGUCGAUCAGGAGCAGUGGAUCGUGCAUUUGAUGUUCUAUCAGAGAUGAGAGCUGAGCCUCAACCCAUAGAUCCUGAUCAUGUGACUGUUGGUGCAUUGAUGAGAACAUGCUCACAAGCCGGACAGGUUGACAGAGCACUUGAAGUAUACAAAAUGGUCCAUGAGUAUAACAUCAAGGGUUGCCCAGAUGUUUACACAAUAGCUGUUAGUAGUUGCAGUGAAAAGGGUGAUUGGGAUUUUGCCUUGAGAGUUUAUGAUGAUAUGAAAGAGAAUGGUGUUAAGCCUGAUGAGGUGUUUUUUAGUGCGCUAAUAGAUGUUGCAGGACAUGCUGGAAAGUUAGAUGUUGCCUUUAGUAUCAUCCAGGAUGCCAAAAAUCAUGGAAUACAGAUUGGGAACAUAUUAUAUAGCUCUUUAAUGGGAGCUUGUAGGCAUGCAAAAAGUUGGCAAAGGGCACUGGAGCUGUAUGAAGAUAUCAAAUCCAUCAAACUACUUCCAACUGUGUCAACAUUGAAUGCUCUGAUCACUUCUUUGUGUGAAGGUGAGCAACUUCACAAAGCAGUUGAAGUGCUAGAGGAAACAAGGGAAGCAGGCAUGUGUCCAAACAGCAUAACAUACUCUAUCCUCUUUGUGGAGUGUGAAAAGAAGGAUGAAACAGAAUGUGCAUUAAAGCUUCUUUCAUAUUCAAAGAAGGAUGGGAUUGGCCUUAAUCUCAUAAUGUGCGGAUGUUUCACUGGUCUUUGCUUGAGGAGGUAUGAGAAGGCUUCUGCCCUUGGUGAGCCUAUUUUGUCUUUCAGUUCGGGAUAUGCUCAGAUCGAUAACCAGUGGAAUUUCAUAGUCAAUCAUGUUCUCCAAAUCUCUGAUGGAUUACUGUUGCAUUGA